Molecule: messenger RNA, 1158 nt
Organism: Aspergillus chevalieri
Lineage: Eukaryota; Fungi; Ascomycota; Eurotiomycetes; Eurotiales; Aspergillaceae
Product: putative transsulfuration enzyme family protein
Exons: 2
Coding region: 1-1158 (385 amino acids)
Biological process (GO): transsulfuration
Cellular component (GO): cytoplasm
Molecular function (GO): pyridoxal phosphate binding; carbon-sulfur lyase activity
Source: RefSeq, a predicted model, not a curated record
AUGUCGCGUCCUUCUACCCAAGCGUUGCACGCGGAUGACCCGUUGAACCGGGUUACAGACGUUGCGCCUCCGCUUCAUCUGUCGACUACCUUCCGGUUCCCUAGUGAGCCAGAGAAUUUGAUUCCUUCUGUCGACCCGGUGGACGAAUUCGACGGCCACAACUAUGUCUACUCUCGCGAAUUCGCCCCCAACGCAACCCGCUUCGAGGCCAUCCUCUCUGCUCUCAUCGGUGGACAAGCCGUGAGCUAUACUACCGGUCUCGCAGCCCUUCACGCAGCCCUGGUACUGCUGAACCCCCGCCGUGUGUCUGUUGGCGAAGGGUACCACGGCAGCCAUGAAGUAAUCGCAGUCCUCUCCCGCCUCUCGGGGCUCCAGAAGCUGCCCUUGGAUUGCUCAGCUGAGAGCCUUGAGGCUGGCGAUGUCAUCCUCCUCGAAACACCCGUCAAUCCCCUAGGAACAGCAUUCAGCAUCGAGGAAUUCGCCCAAAAGGCACACUCCCGUGGCGCAUAUCUAAUUGUCGACAGCACAUUCGCCCCGCCAGGCCUACAAGACCCCUUCCUCUGGGGCGCAGAUAUUGUCCUCCACUCCGGAUCCAAGUACUUUGGCGGCCACAGCGAUCUCCUCGCCGGCGUCCUCGCAACCAAGCGCCAAGACUGGACGAAGCAGUUACUCGAAGACCGUCUGGCCCUAGGCAACGUCAUGGGCAACCUGGAGGCCUGGCUCGGCGCUCGUAGUCUGCGCACACUGGAAGUCCGUGUCCAGCGCGCCAGCCAAAAUGCUUCCCAUCUCAUCACCUGGCUGCAGAGUGCAUUAACAGCCACUGCCCCAACCGAUGAGCAAGAACUCAUCAAAUCCGUCCUCGGCAAAAUCCACCACGCCAGUCUACAAGAAGAGCCCUGGAUCAAGAAGCAGAUGCCCAAUGGCUUCGGGCCUGUUUUCGCUAUUAUCUUGACCAGUGAGGAGUAUGCGCGCGUGUUGCCUAGUAAGCUGAAAUUUUUCCAUCAUGCUACUAGUCUGGGUGGUGUGGAGUCGUUAAUUGAGUGGCGGGCGUUGUCGGAUUCGAGGGUUGACCGGAAAUUGUUGCGGAUUAGUGUAGGGUUGGAGAAUUGGGAGGAUUUGAAGGGAGAUCUUUUGCAGGCUUUUAGGGCUCUUGUUUGA